Sphenostylis stenocarpa is the source of this 153-nucleotide messenger RNA. Lineage: Eukaryota; Viridiplantae; Streptophyta; Magnoliopsida; Fabales; Fabaceae. The record is from the annotation of a GenBank genome assembly.
AUGAACGCUCACAAAGUUGGAAAACCGUGGACUGUGGAUGGAAGUCGAGCAAGACAGAGGUCGAGCGAAACGGAGUCAAACCAAAGUUAUGAUCACCUUAUUGGUAAAGGACAUUUCUUACGUCUCAUGCUACUCAUGCUACUCUCGGAAUGA